Messenger RNA from Besnoitia besnoiti, 213 nucleotides. RefSeq lists its product as uncharacterized. The transcript has 3 exons. The coding region runs from base 1 to 213 and encodes 70 amino acids. The record is from RefSeq and is a predicted model, not a curated record. NCBI's taxonomy places the organism in Eukaryota, Apicomplexa, Conoidasida, Eucoccidiorida, Sarcocystidae.
AUGUCGUCUCCUCAGGAAUUCGCCAGCAUUGAGCAGGCUCUCAACAAGAACGACGCGUACGACCUGAAGAAAAUGGAUACCUUCGUUGACAAAGCGGAAAUGCUCGAGACCAAGCGUCUUCCUGAGAAGCAUGAACACGACAAGGAGGCCACUGGGAAGAUGGUGGCCUUUGAGCGCCGCAACUCAGCGGCGGGCGCUGAGAGCCGCAAGUAG